AUGGAGCCCCCACAGGACCGGGCUGCUGUGUCAAGGCCUCACCCUCAACCUGCUCUUGCUACAUGGCGUGGGUCUUUGUUUCCCUCCUGGUCACACCACUGCUUUCCCCACAGGACGGCUGGCACCUUGUUUGGGGAAGGAUUCCGUGCCUUUGUGACAGACCGGGACAAAGUGACAGCCACGGUGGCUGGGCUGACGCUGCUGGCUGUCGGGGUCUACUCAGCCAAGAAGGCCACUGCAGUUGCAGGCCGCUACAUCGAGGCUCGGCUGGGGAAGCCGUCCCUAGUGAGGGAGACGUCCCGCAUCACGGUGCUGGAGGCGCUGCGGCACCCCAUCCAGGUCAGCCGGCGGCUCCUCAGUCGACCCCAGGACGCGCUGGAGGGUGUUGUGGUCAGUCCCAGCCUGGAAGCACGGGUGCGCGACAUUGCCAUAGCAACAAGGAACACCAAGAAGAACCGGGGCCUGUACAGGCACAUCCUGCUGUACGGGCCACCAGGCACCGGGAAGACGCUGUUUGCCAAGAAACUCGCCCUGCACUCAGGCAUGGACUACGCCAUCAUGACAGGCGGGGACGUGGCCCCCAUGGGGCGGGAAGGCGUGACCGCCAUGCACAAGCUCUUUGACUGGGCCAAUACCAGCCGGCGCGGCCUCCUGCUCUUUGUGGAUGAAGCAGACGCCUUCCUUUGGAAGCGAGCCACUGAGAAGAUAAGUGAGGACCUCAGAGCCACACUGAACGCCUUCCUGUACCGCACGGGCCAGCACAGCAACAAAUUCAUGCUGAUCCUGGCCAGCUGCCACCCCGAGCAGUUAGACUGGGCCAUCAAUGACCGCAUCGACGUGAUGGUCCACUUUGAUCUGCCAGGGCAGGAGGAGCGGGCGCGCCUGGUGAGAAUGUAUCUUGACAAGUAUGUUCUUAAGCCGGCCACAGAAGGAAAGCAGCGUCUGAGGCUGGCCCAGUUUGACUAUGGGAGGAAGUGCUUAGAGAUCGCUCGGCUGACAGAGGGCAUGUCAUGCCGGAAGAUCGCACAGCUGGCCGUGUCCUGGCAGGCCACGGCAUAUGCCUCCAAGGACGGGGUCCUGACCGAGGCCAUGAUGGACGCCUGCGUGCAAGAUGCUGUCCAGCAGCACCAGCAGAUGAUGCGCUGGCUGAAGGGGGAGAGGCCUGGGCCCGAGGACGAGCAACCCUCAUCCUGAGUCCAUGGGGAGACCACACCUCACGGAGCCUGGCCGCGGACCCCUCCCACCCCUGCCUUUGCGGCCCGCACAUUUAGGAGAUGCUCCCGUAAUAAAGUCCCACACG
This is a messenger RNA of Gorilla gorilla gorilla (western lowland gorilla), 1300 nucleotides long. RefSeq names its product ATPase family AAA domain containing 3C (gene ATAD3C). Bases 1 to 1194 code for a protein of 397 amino acids. Gene Ontology annotation, cellular component: mitochondrion. NCBI's taxonomy places the organism in Eukaryota, Metazoa, Chordata, Mammalia, Primates, Hominidae. Gene Ontology annotation, molecular function: ATP binding; ATP hydrolysis activity; zinc ion binding. The transcript is spliced from 11 exons. The record is from RefSeq and is a predicted model, not a curated record. Gene Ontology annotation, biological process: mitochondrion organization.